AUGAUGCUGAGCCCGGACCAAGCGGCCGACUCGGACCCCCUGUCGUCGGCGCCGCCGUCGGAGGCGGAGUCGCUGGAGGCCGGGGGGCGUCGCGGCCGCUGCCCCUCCGACCUGGAGGAGGGGCCCCCCCCCGAGGGCCAGGGCCGCCCGCCGCCCCACCCGCCGCUGAGCCGCGAGGAGAAGCGCCGGCGCCGUCGGGCCACGGCCAAGUACCGCUCGGCCCACGCCACGCGCGAGCGCAUCCGCGUGGAGGCCUUCAACCUGGCCUUCGCCGAGCUCCGCAAGCUCCUGCCCACCCUGCCGCCCGACAAGAAGCUCUCCAAGAUCGAGAUCCUCCGCCUGGCCAUCUGCUACAUCUCCUAUCUCAACCACGUCCUCGACGUGUAGGCCGGCCCCACCACGGA
This is a messenger RNA of Euleptes europaea (tarantolino), 404 nucleotides long. It is a transcript of the gene NHLH2, whose product is annotated as nescient helix-loop-helix 2. NCBI's taxonomy places the organism in Eukaryota, Metazoa, Chordata, Lepidosauria, Squamata, Sphaerodactylidae. The coding region runs from base 1 to 387 and encodes 128 amino acids. Gene Ontology annotation, biological process: regulation of transcription by RNA polymerase II. The record is from RefSeq and is a predicted model, not a curated record. Gene Ontology annotation, molecular function: DNA-binding transcription factor activity, RNA polymerase II-specific; protein dimerization activity; RNA polymerase II cis-regulatory region sequence-specific DNA binding. The transcript has a single exon.